CUAGUUCUUACACUCAUUCCUCCAUCCACCAUUGCUACUAGUGCAAGGUCCUAGAUUUACACUUGGUGUUUGUUUCUAGUACUGUUAACUACUAUUAGUAGCGGAAAUCUAUUGGCUGGGACUGGUGAUUAGCGACCGAGUAGCUAAGCUACCCGGGGGGGGGGGGGGGUCGAUACGUUGAUCACGCCAUGCCGACGCCGUCGCACCUCAAGAACCCGCUCUACUUCGACUUCCGGGCCGCGCGGCGCGUGCCGGAGUCGCACGCGUGGCCGGGGCUGCACGACCACCCCGUGGUGGACGGCGGUGCACCGGGACCGGACGCCGUGCCGAUGGUGGACAUGCGGGACCCGGACGCGGUAGCCCGCGUGGCGCGCGCCGCCGAGCAAUGGGGCGCGUUCCUGCUGUCCGGGCACGGCGUGCCGGCGGAGCUCCUGGCGCGCGUAGAGGAGACGAUCGCGCGCAUGUUCGCGCUGCCGGCCGCCGACAAGAUGCGCGCCGUGCGCCGGCCCGGGGACGCCUGCGGCUACGGCUCUCCGCCCAUCUCGUCCUUCUUCUCCAAGUGCAUGUGGUCCGAGGGCUACACCUUCUCCCCAGCCUCCCUCCGCGCCAACCUCCGCAAGCUUUGGCCCAAGGCCGGCGACGACUACGCCAACUUCUGUGACGUGAUGGAGGAGUUCCACAAGCAGAUGCGCGCCCUCGCGGACAAGCUUCUAGAGCUGUUCCUCAAGGCUCUCGGGCUCAGCGGCGAGCAGGUCGACGCCGUCGAGGAGGAGCGGAGGAUGUGCGAGACGAUGACCGCCACCAUGCACCUCAACUGGUAUCCGAGGUGCCCUGACCCGCGGCGCGCGCUGGGCCUGAUCGCGCACACGGACUCGGGCUUCUUCACCUUCGUGCUCCAGAGCCUCGUGCCGGGGCUGCAGCUGUUCCGGCAAGGCCCGGACCGGUGGGUGGCGGUGCCGGCCGUGCCGGGCGCCUUCGUCGUCAACGUCGGCGACCUCUUCCACAUCCUCACCAACGGCCGAUUCCACAGCGUGUACCACCGCGCUGUCGUCAACCGGGACCUCGACCGGAUAUCGCUUGGCUACUUCCUCGGCCCGCCGCCCCACGCCAAGGUGGAGCCGCUGCGGGAGGCCGUGCCGCCAGGCCGGAAGCCCGCGUACCGCGCCGUCACAUGGCCCGAGUACAUGGCCGUGCGCAAGAAGGCCUUCACCACCGGCGCAUCCGCGCUCAAGAUGGUCGCCGUGGCCGAAGCCGACGACGCCGACGUCCAUCAUCUCCUCUCGUAGCCGUAGAUCGAUCGCUAGAGAGAGACGCAUAGAAGCGUGUGCGUGCAUCAUCCAUGUUCUGUUUUGCUGCUGCAAGAAGGAAGAGCAGCUCGUUGAAACGGCAUCCAUUCUUCCGCGCGCGCACGCGCAUGCA
Phragmites australis (common reed) is the source of this 1419-nucleotide messenger RNA. Its product is annotated as gibberellin 3-beta-dioxygenase 2-like. Gene Ontology annotation, biological process: response to light stimulus; gibberellin biosynthetic process. The record is from RefSeq and is a predicted model, not a curated record. Lineage: Eukaryota; Viridiplantae; Streptophyta; Magnoliopsida; Poales; Poaceae. The transcript is spliced from 3 exons. Gene Ontology annotation, molecular function: gibberellin 3-beta-dioxygenase activity. Bases 189 to 1286 code for a protein of 365 amino acids.